Cladocopium goreaui is the source of this 833-nucleotide messenger RNA. The record is from the annotation of a GenBank genome assembly. Lineage: Eukaryota; Dinophyceae; Suessiales; Symbiodiniaceae.
UUGUUGGCUUUUACAGGUACUGGUAAGUUUGACACUCACUGUUGGCCACAAAUCUUUGGCAGUUCGACCUAGUGUGGCUGCCAGCGAGCCAUCUAAUUAAUGUCUGCAGGAAGAUGAGGUUUGCCUAGUUUGGAUUUCUGUCACAUUUUUGCCCAUUUGCAAUCAAGACCUCCCCGCCCGCGACCGCUGAUAGCUGGUGUGGGUAAGGUCGUAGCUCAGGUCCGCGCGCUUGGCGCGCUCCGCGCUCUGCGCGCUGGGCACCUCGCGUUCUUUAGGAAGAUGUUGAUCCCAAUGCCGUCGAUGCCUUUUGGCACUUACAGCUCUUAUGCGAAAUCCAGGUGGUGGUUACAGAUUGGAAUGCAGUAUACGAUAUUGACAUUGCUGGUGCUACAGAGCUUAGUGGUCCUAUUGCGCUGGGUCCUUUUGCUCGAUAUCUUUGGAGGGUUCAUUAUGGCUGUUGCCACAGCCUUCGGUGUGUACGCUUACAAGGAGGACCUGCACGUGACCUUUCUCUGUUAUUGGGGGCUGAUGAGCGGUAUCAACGGCAUCUUUGAUUUUGUCAAGUUCAUCGACGUUUGGGUCCACCAGCCCGUCUCAUUGCUCAGCCUCGCAUGGAGUUUGAAGCUCCAGUGGCUGCUGCUCUUAGCCGUUCCAGCUGUGAGCCUUCCUGCUGCCGUGGUGGCUUGGUACGUCUAUCAGGAUAUGUCCGGAUCCGGUGAGACGCAGAGAAGGUCUGCUGACUGGGCAGACUCUCGUGAAUCUCGUUCAGAGAGGACACCACUUCGCCAGCCGAGUUUCCAGUCCUUUGGUGGGCAAGGACGGCGAUUAGGUGC